GGAGGCGAUCCAUUUCCCAUCCCCGUGGACAAGCACUGGUCGAGUGUAUCUAUACGCAAAUGUAUGCCCUAAAGCUCAACCCUUUAGCGUGUGUCAGAUGUCAGUCUAGGAAGGUUCGGUGCAGCAAAGAGGAACGCGGGUGUGACCGGUGUCGUGCUGCAGGGAUACGCUGCGAGUACAAUAAGCGUCGUCCGCGAGUCGCGAAGGCUGCUGCCCUUGGCCUUGAUCCGAACAACCUGACUGACUGUUCAGACGCCCUCUCGGCCCGCAUACAGUAUCUUGAGGACCAGAUCAACAGCAUUGUGAAUAGGCCCGCACGUCCUACGUUAGCUUCUCCUAGCCACAGAUUGCCGCGAAAUGGGGUCUCUUUGGGAAACCGAGAUGAGGUACCUGUCUUGAUCAAUGUUGUGAAAGGAGUACAACCCAACACAAUAAUUAGCGACUGGCCUGAAAACGAAAUACUAAGUCAACUGACAAAUGCUAUCCGUAGGUCUGGGACGCUUCGGUUAGAGUGCUUACCAAUGGCCAACCUGGAUGAUUUUGUACCUAUAGCUCCGGUGCGAGCGAAGGCCAUGGUAGAGAAUUGCUUGCAGCAGCUUGGGGACGAACUGUUUGUCAGCCUCAUAGAUGCUGAUCUGAUGAAGAAACUACCAUACAUGACGCGCAAGCCAAGCGUGCAUACCGACAAAUCAAUUCUACUUGUCUACUUUCUUCUCUUGUAUCAAGGUUGUUUGUUGGAGGGCGGCGAGGUAGUCGAGGAUAGUGACCUUGCCUCACGCCUAUACCUAAAGUGCCUCAAAAUACUCCCUGAAUGGCACCAAGAAGCUACUGCUACUACAGCAUACUUUGUCGGAGCCUUAGGAAUGUCUCUGGCAGCAAUGGAGAACCAGGAUUUUGAGCUGAGCUGGCUACUUCACCGAAAGGCAUGUCAAUUAGCGCAGCUUCUUCGCCUGCAUAUCCUCGACAAAUAUACCACUGAUCACAUUCGGGACUAUGCAAGCCUCGAGCGUAAACGACAAGGCUUCUGGCAAUUGAUCCAGGCAGACAUAAACUUCCGCCUAUUCCAUGGAAUGUCUUCAGCUGUGUCAGCGGAAGAUUGGAUUGUUAAUAUGCCAUGGCUGAACUCCAAGCCGGAAAUUGAUGAGGACAGCCACCCUUCCGUCAGCAAAGCCUCGUUUAUUGCCAAUGCCCGUUUUACCUUCAUUGGGUUAGAAUACUUAAACGCCCUUGAUGCGUCUAAAUCAGAUCCUUUCUAUGAUCUAUUGAGUUUUACUGAGUUAAGGUGCAAUGAGAUCGAGUCUAGUCUGAAGGAGUGGCAUCUUGUCUGUCACCUCUCACCCCACUUGGCGUUCACUCCGUGCGGAUACUUACUCAUGUUCUCGGUCCUCAGGAAGACUGGCUAGGCUGUGGGGUGACGCCUCUUGAGAAAGUAUUCUUGGCGGAGGCUAUCCUUUCAGGAUACAAUACGAUAAUCCUCAUGAACAGCCGACUGCCAUGUUUCUCUCCAACGCCGUCCUGCCAUCACUGGAAACGAGCAGUAUGGGCGGCACGACGCGCUGUUGAGGUAAUGCUGGCUAUGGUCAUGCCGAUACCGUCGAGUCCCAUCACCAGGCGGAUUUUCAUUCUUCGGCCCUUCAUUGCUAUCCUCACACUUUACGAAAACCUACACAAGGUAUGUGAUGCCGACCUAAGAUGCAUGGAUUUUGCUCUACUUGAAAAGAUUCGAAAUGUAUUCGCAAUCGCAUUGAAACAGGCUGGGAGGGAUUUAACGCCCAUUGUUGAAACUAUGGAAGCUUUGACGAGUCAAGCAAAAAAGUGUGGACGGAGCAAUGCAUAGGUUGGACGGAUCCACCCCAGGAACAUGAACUCAAUACACCACUGUUCCUACGCCGAAAGAAAUACCCGUGUUCUUCUCAGCAUCCUUCAUCCUGUUUUCCUUCCGGAGCGGCACUCUUUCGAGAAGCUCAACAUGUACAACUAGGACACUGGUAUUACUACACAACUUAAAAUAGGUCUGAUACUAUGUACACUAUAUACAACUCUUAAAAUCUAUU
Aspergillus caelatus is the source of this 2054-nucleotide messenger RNA. RefSeq lists its product as uncharacterized. The record is from RefSeq and is a predicted model, not a curated record. The transcript has 6 exons. Gene Ontology annotation, molecular function: DNA-binding transcription factor activity, RNA polymerase II-specific; zinc ion binding. Bases 60 to 1403 code for a protein of 447 amino acids. Lineage: Eukaryota; Fungi; Ascomycota; Eurotiomycetes; Eurotiales; Aspergillaceae. Gene Ontology annotation, biological process: regulation of DNA-templated transcription.